Messenger RNA from Drosophila sechellia, 1452 nucleotides. RefSeq lists its product as uncharacterized. The transcript has 2 exons. Gene Ontology annotation, molecular function: glutathione transferase activity. Gene Ontology annotation, biological process: glutathione metabolic process. The coding region runs from base 56 to 1354 and encodes 432 amino acids. The record is from RefSeq and is a predicted model, not a curated record. NCBI's taxonomy places the organism in Eukaryota, Metazoa, Arthropoda, Insecta, Diptera, Drosophilidae.
GUCAGUCGUUGUUCUCCACUCAGCAGGUUAACAACCAGGUUGGAUACCCAUCAACAUGGACUUUUACUACAUGCCAGGUGGCGGAGGAUGCCGCACCGUGAUCAUGGUGGCCAAGGCUCUCGGCCUGGAGCUGAACAAGAAGCUACUGAACACCAUGGAGGGUGAACAAUUGAAGCCGGAGUUCGUCAAGCUCAAUCCCCAACACACCAUUCCCACGCUGGUGGACAACGGAUUCUCCAUCUGGGAGUCCCGGGCCAUCGCCGUCUAUCUGGUGGAGAAGUACGGCAAGGAUGAGUAUCUGUUGCCCAAGGAUCCCAAGAAGCGUGCCGUGAUCAACCAGCGUCUGUACUUCGAUAUGGGAACACUGUACGAAAGCUUUGCCAAGUAUUACUAUCCAAUUUUCCGCACUGGAAAGCCCGGAUCGGAUGAGGAUUUGAAGAGAAUCGAAACCGCCUUCGGAUUCCUCGACACCUUCCUGGAGGGCCAGGAGUAUGUGGCUGGCGACCAGCUCACCGUGGCGGACAUUGCCAUUCUGUCCACUGUCUCCACGUUCGAAGUCAGUGAGUUCGACUUCAGCAAGUACUCCAAUGUCUCCAGAUGGUACGACAAUGCCAAGAAGGUGACUCCAGGAUGGGAUGAGAACUGGGAGGGGCUCAUGGCGAUGAAGGCGUUGUUUGAAGCCCUCGAAUUGAUCGCACCUUCCGACAUGGACCUAUACUAUCUGCCCUUGGUCGGCGCUUGCCGCUCCGUUCUGAUGGUGGGCAAGGCCCUGGGUCUGGAAUUCAACAAGAAGAUAAUCAAUACGCUGGAGGGGGAGCAAAUGAAUCCGGAUUUCAUAAAGAUCAACCCGCAGCACUCGAUUCCCACGCUGGUGGACAAUGGUUUCACCAUUUGGGAAUCGCGUGCCAUUCUCGUUUACCUGGUGGAAAAGUACGGAAAGGAUGACGCGCUGUACCCCAAGGAUAUUCAGAAGCAGGCGGUGAUCAAUCAACGCCUUUACUUCGACAUGGCGUUGAUGUAUCCCACCCUGGCCAACUACUACUACAAAGCAUUAACCAGCGGUCAGUUUGGCAGCGAGGAGGACUACAAAAAGGUUGAGGAGACUUUCGCUUUUCUAAACACAUUCCUGGAGGGUCAGGACUACGUGGCUGGGGACCAGUAUACCGUGGCCGACAUUGCCAUACUCGCCAAUGUCUCCAAUUUCGAUGUUAUGGGAUUCGAUAUCAGCAAGUAUCCGAAUGUGGCCAGAUGGUACGACCAUGUCAAGAAGAUUACCCCUGGAUGGGAAGAAAACUGGGCGGGAGCUCUGGAUGUAAAGAGGAAGGUCGAGGAGAAACGGAAUGCUGCCAAAUAAUUCAUUUAUUAAGAUUUUAUUAUACAUAAAUAUGUUUAUGCUCACAUACCCUUAGUUGCCACAGAUAUUGAAUAAAGUGAGAAGACUGCUUAAAAUCA